Cutaneotrichosporon cavernicola is the source of this 873-nucleotide messenger RNA. RefSeq lists its product as uncharacterized. The coding region runs from base 1 to 873 and encodes 290 amino acids. The record is from RefSeq and is a predicted model, not a curated record. Gene Ontology annotation, cellular component: membrane; signal peptidase complex. NCBI's taxonomy places the organism in Eukaryota, Fungi, Basidiomycota, Tremellomycetes, Trichosporonales, Trichosporonaceae. Gene Ontology annotation, molecular function: serine-type endopeptidase activity. The transcript has 10 exons.
AUGUUCGGAGAAGAGAUUGCCCGUAUCCGAAAACUCGGAGUUCACGGAGUACUCUUCCAACUGCUCAACCUUCUCAAUGUCGUCGCGUCCGGCCUUAUGAUGUGGAAGGCGCUGUGUCUCGUGACCAACUCGGAGUCACCCAUUGUCGUGGUGCUCUCCGGGUCCAUGGAACCGGCGUUCUACCGCGGCGACAUCCUCUUCCUGACCAACCCUGCUAACACGCCAUUCGAUAUUGGCGACAUUACCGUGUACAAGGUGCCUGGCGACCCCAACGGCACACCGAUUGUGCAUCGCGUCAUCGAGUCGCAUCUCUCACCGAACGGAUCACAGAUGCUCCUCACCAAGGGCGACAACAACGGCGCCGACGACGUUGCGCUGUACCGCGGUCCGGAAUGGCUUGACGCCGACCUCGUUGUUGGCAAGGUGCAAGGCUUCCUUCCAUACGUUGGCUACGUUACGAUUGCAAUGAACGACUUCCCACAACUCAAGGUCGCGCUGCUAGGCGGCGUGGCCAUCUUCCUCCUCCUGAACAAGGAUCAUUCAUACACAACAGACCAGACACUCGAGCAGCAGAACGAGGAAGAGCUGAGCUCGCUGCACAACAAGAUCAAGAACUUGCGUUCGGUCACGAUUGAUAUCCUAGACGACUCGGGCCGGCAGAACAACCAGCUCGACCAGACGAACAGCACCUUCUCGCAGUUCGCCAACUCGCUCCUCUCCACCUCGCGCCACCAUGGUCGCAGCAUAGCCUCAAACUCGACCCUGCGGCAGUACCGCACCAUCGCAUGGAUUGUCGGUGCCGUCGUGGCCCUUUGGCUCCUUUUCAAGCUGUGGCAUGUCGGUGGUGGCGGUGCGCAGGCGGGCGAGUAUUAG